ACCCUUCCCGAAGCGCUACAUGGCUAAUGACCGAGCGAUAUUAUGAGGCGAUAGCUACGCAGUACAUUCAUAGACUCUUCUGUUUAAGUUGCAUUCACUUCUGUCUGAUAUAUCUGAUGUGGAGCAGAAUACUGAGUCCUCGUGUGAUUAGUAGAACAGGUUUUUGUUGGAGGAGUCUCUACACUAUGCAGCUGAAGACCAGUGAGUUCCAGUCUCUGUUCACUGAUGGACUGAAUGGACUAGCAGAGGUGUUUGAGAAGCACCAGCAUGAGCUGAGGAUAGCUGGAGGUGCCGUACGGGACCUGCUGUCUGGGAAGCGGCCUGAAGAUGUGGACUUUGCCACAACAGCCACUCCAGAGGAGAUGAAGCGCAUGUUCCAAACAGCUGGCAUCAGGAUGAUCAACAAUAAAGGAGAGAAGCAUGGGACCAUUACAGCAAGGAUACACAACGAGAACUUUGAGGUGACCACACUGCGAGUGGAUGUUCAGACGGAUGGACGUCAUGCAGAGGUGGAGUUCACCACUGACUGGCUGAAAGACGCCGAACGGAGAGACCUCACCAUCAACUCCAUGUUUUUAGCUCUCGAUGGCACAUUGUACGACUAUUUCAAAGGAUAUGAAGACCUUCAGAACCGCAAAGUUCGGUUUGUGGGCAGCGCUGAGCAAAGAAUCCAGGAGGACUACCUGAGAAUACUGCGAUAUUUCAGGUUCUACGGCAGGGUGGCUUUGGAGCCUGACGACCAUGAGCCAGAGACGCUGACCGCCAUCAGAGAAAACGGCCGUGGACUGGCAGCAAUAUCAGGAGAACGGAUUUGGGUGGAACUAAAAAAAAUGGUGGUUGGUAACCAUGCCGCUCAUCUGCUGGAGCUGAUCUACAGGCUCGAACUGGCUCAGUACAUCGGUUUACCUCCAGAUGGCGAUGUUGAGGAGAUGCAACAAGUGUGGCAGAAUGCCAAAGACCACUCUCCCAAACCCAUGACCAUCCUGGCUGCUCUCUUUCAUAGCCCAGAGGAGGUGGAAAAGAUGGACAUCCGACUGAAGGUGUCCAGGGAAGAGAAGAAUCUGGCUCUGUUCCUGGUCAAAUACAGACGGGAGCUCGGAAAGAGCAAAGACGAGCCGGGCAGCCUCAGACCCUUCACUGACUUCAUCAUUGAUAGUCGGGAGCUGGAUUCUCAGAGUAAAGUUGUUGAACUGCUGAAGUAUCAAGGUGAGGAGAAGCUGCUGGAAGAGCUCUGCAGAUGGUCCGUCCCCCGGUUCCCCGUGAGCGGCCACGACCUGAGGAGGAUGGGCGUAAUGUCGGGCAAGGAGAUAGGAGCCACCUUACAGAAGCUCCGCGACAUCUGGAAGAAAAGUCAUUAUCAGAUGGACAAAGAUGAACUCCUCAGUUAUGUAAAGCCUUGAAUGAAGAGAAAAGCAGAGGUGUGUUUGUGUCAGACAGCAGUAAUAGUGCGGACACCUGAUGCUGUGACUGUGCUGCUCACAGGUACUGAGGCAUUUUACUGAUAGAGGGCGCUACAGUAAGUGAGACAUCUAUACCCACUGAUGAAUGCAGUUUCACUCUAAACUACCACACGGCCACUUUUGUUCAUCAGCAUUGGCAUGCACAUUUGAAGAGAUAACACACAAUAUGCUCUCAGCAUCACGGCUGCCACCAUAUGAGAACGUGUGUAAUGAACAACAGCUGCUGAUUUCACCCUAUGUGUUAUUACAGAGCCCUGCUGUUUAUUUAAGUUCCUCAGAUAAACGGCUGAUACUCUACUGAUGCUCAGCCAAUUAAAAGCUAAACCUUGCCAUUUAUUCACUGGUUGGACGAGUGUGAUGAAGGUGACGCUUUGAAAAUAAUCCUUUUCGUGGUUAAAACCAUAAUGGAAAGCAGAAGUUUGAUUGUGAUAUUUGGUUUUCUCUUAAGUUGAACUGCAGUUAUAAAUUAUUUUUUGUUUUUACUGAAGAAAAUAUGUUCUGUCAACAGUGAUAUGCUUUUUAAUUAAAAGGGCAGAUUCUUUUGUUUGCAGCUCAUUAUGCUGCAGAUUACAAACUUAUGGCGGAUGUGUAAAUCCCCUACACUUCAGGCAAGAGCAGUGAGGAAUGUUUUCUGUGUUGGGGUGAGGUUGCUCCUCCCUCCUGCAGAGAUGAGGAGAUAUAAAGCCCUGUGCCUUCAUUUACUAACACCUCAGUUUCUG
Toxotes jaculatrix (banded archerfish) is the source of this 2179-nucleotide messenger RNA. It is a transcript of the gene trnt1, whose product is annotated as tRNA nucleotidyl transferase, CCA-adding, 1. Gene Ontology annotation, biological process: RNA processing. Lineage: Eukaryota; Metazoa; Chordata; Actinopteri; Toxotidae. The coding region runs from base 27 to 1400 and encodes 457 amino acids. The record is from RefSeq and is a predicted model, not a curated record. Gene Ontology annotation, molecular function: RNA binding; nucleotidyltransferase activity. The transcript is spliced from 8 exons.